Molecule: messenger RNA, 643 nt
Organism: Galendromus occidentalis (western predatory mite)
Lineage: Eukaryota; Metazoa; Arthropoda; Arachnida; Mesostigmata; Phytoseiidae
Product: tetratricopeptide repeat protein 33
Exons: 2
Coding region: 59-517 (152 amino acids)
Molecular function (GO): protein binding
Source: RefSeq, a predicted model, not a curated record
GCUCUUCGAGGGGCAACUCUCCACGGAAUCUACAGGGGCCCCCGACAGCAUUGAGGACAUGCGCGUUGGAGUCAGGACUCGACGUCCUGGACGCAUCGAGUUCCCGUCAAUAACGGACAACGAGUUCUUUGAUCUGGUAGAUCAGAUAAAGAAUGCUUGCGCAGACGGACGUUGGAAAUUGGUGUUCGAGCUGCUCGAGCUCUUGUGUGCGAGAAGAUGCAAUGAAGAGGCUAUGGAGAUGAAAGCACAGGUCCAACUGCAGCUGGGAGAGAACUUUGAAGCUGUCAAGAACUGUGAACGAGCGAUAAAAAUCAAUCCUCUCUGGUGGGAGGGCCAUCGUACUCACGGCAGGUGUCUGCUGGCUUUCGGGGAGAUCGAACUUGCCGUAAAAGCCUUCGAGAGGGCGAUUCGUAUCAACCCGGCCGAUGAAUCCCUCCGUGAGGAAUUCCGCAUCGCUCUCGAAGAUCCCCGUGAAAAUAACGAGACCAUCAGAACUGGAAAACCUUUCUGGAGCUAGCCGCUUAAGCCCCUGAGGGAAGGGCAGCAUUCAGGUUGCGACCGAUCUCCCGACGAUGCUGAAAUGUUUAACCCUGGCAGAAGACAUGAAUGUGUAUAGAGUUUCUGAUGAAUAAUAUCUGUUGUA